AUGGGCGAGAAACACCCUCUCCCCGUCCACUCGCCGUCGAACCCUCCUCGUCCGCCUCCUCCACCGGCUCACCAGCGCGAACCGACGACCGAAGUCCGCCCGCUGACCGCUCAACAACCUCGCAUGCCCGUCGCCCCGACCCCGCAGGCGCCCGCUGCCCGCCCCUCACCCGCACAAGCAGGCAGACUCGUCACCUCGUCGUCGUCGUUCCUCACGAAGAAGAAGAAGCGCAAGGGCAAGAAAGGGCGUCAGAUCAACAAGGAUGCGGAUCUCGAAGUCGGGGCGGUCGAGGGAGGAGGGACCGGGAGGGUCAUCGUCCCUCCCUCGGCGGGGAGCGGACCUGGUGGAGCGAGUGCAGCGGCGGCAGCGGGCACGUACAAGCAGCCGAGGGUCAAGGUGCGCGUCAAGGGACCGAGUAGCGGUCGGAUGGCGCUCCCGAGCCAGUCCAGGUCAUUCCGGAACAAGAAUGGCGGCCCUUCCUCGUCCAAAUCCGCUUCCCUCCCUCAAGCAACCCCCGACCACUACCGGCCCGUGCAGACGUCCGACGGGUCACUCGCCUUUACUCGCUCGCGCGGAAGCGAGUUGGACCGCAGCAUCGCCGCUGUGUUGCAGAAGCGUCCUGCUGAGAUCCUCGACGAGUACGAGAAGGACAGCAGGACCAAGAGGCAGAAGACGGCGGCGGAGGAGCUCAAGAGGUUGAUGCUGGCUGAGGAGGACGAGGACGAGAAAGGGAACGAGUCGGACGAGGAGAGCUUGGCGGGUGGACUCGCCGGCGGCGCAAAGGACGACGAGGCGUGGGUCGAGGAGGACGACGACCUCGUCGUUCAGCCAUCCGUUCCGCCUUUGAUGCCCGCGCAUCAAGCCGCGAAUGAGCCCGCCACUCUCGACCUCUUCGCGACGCCGUCGACCGCUCCGCUCUUCCCGCCCAUCAAGCCGUUCGUUUUCCCGGCUCCGACGAAGCCGACGCCCGCUCAGCCGCGCGCCGUGCCGACGGUUCAGCGCGAUGUCAUUACACAAGGCUCGCUGGUCCAGCACCGCGAGGCGGAGGUUCAGCCGGUCGAUGUCGAGAAUGUCGCCGAGGACGAGGAGCACGCAGCGACCUCCUCGCUCCCCGCCGUCGAAAGCAUCACGUCGUCGGCUUCCGCCGAGCUCGCUCCAGCCGAGGACGUCAAACUCGCCGCCAAAUCCGCCGCCGCCGCCUCCGCUCCCAUCGCCCCUCUCCCCCGAGCGCUCCCCCUCCCCUCCGCAACCACCCUUCCCACCCCAGCCCUCCGGUCCGCUGCCCUCCUCCUCGCCACAAAGCGCCGCAAACCCCUCACCAAAGCGCGCAAAGCGCGUCUCCGUCGUGCGCCGCAGCUGUUUGACUAUUUGUCGGAUCAGGAGAGUGAGGAUUGGGAGGAUUUGGAUGUGGGUGGGGAGAAGGAGUGGAUGAAGAAGAGGCCGAAGAAUGGGAGGGCGAUGGAGGGGAGGAUGGACCCGCUUGAGAAGGAGGAUGAGGACGAGGAGGGGAAGGUCAAGGUUGACAGGGAUAUCCUCCCCUCGGCCCGCGCGCACGUCGACAAGCUCGUUCCGACGAGCUAUCAGACUGCGUUGCUCGAGCGCGCCAAGAAGGGCAACUUGAUCACCGUCCUUGGAACGGGCUCCGGCAAGACGCUCGUCGCUGUCCUCCUUAUCGAAUGGCAGCACAAGACGGUUGAGGAAGAGCGCAUCAAAGCUGGCCAGCCGAAGCGCAUGCAGUUCUUCCUCACAAACUCCGUCCCGCUCGUGCACCAGCAAGCUAACACGCUCGCAUGCAACACCUCCCUCCGCGUCGGCAAGCUCUUCGGCGCUCUUGGCGUCAACCUCUGCAGUCCCUCCGAAUGGGCUUACAACUUCGAGAACUUUGACUGCCUCGUUGUCACCGCCCAGCUCGUCCUCGACUCGCUCGCCCAUGGUUUCUUGCGUAUGGAGCAGAUCGCGUUGUUGGUGUUUGAUGAGGCGCACCAUGCAAAGUCGAAUCACCCUUUCGCCAGCAUCCUCCGCGACUUCUACCAUCGCGCUCCCGUCAACCAGCGCCCUCGCAUCCUCGGCUUGACCGCCUCGCCGCUCGACAGCAAUGAGGGCGUCGAAGAGGCGAAGAAGCUUGAGGCGUUGUUCGACGCCAAACUUGUCAGCGCGCCGCCCGAGACACAGGCCGAGCUCCGCGCGAUGGUCGCCCGCCCGACCAUCCUCCGCGUUGACUACGACCCCGCCCCUUCGUACUUCCGCACCGACCUCUUCGACAAGGUCAUGUCGAAAGUCGUCAUCCAGGACGACACCUUCAAGAAGUACUACCAGGGCGCUGAGUCCGUCUUGCGCGACUUGGGACCCGACGCGGCAGACUUGGUCUGGCAUCUUGCGCUUCAGCGCUACAAGGCCAAAUUUUUGCCUCACCUCCCGCCUUCGGACGUUGAGGACGACGCGGACGAGUCGGCGAUGGAGGUUGAGCGCGAGUUGCUCGGCUCGAAGAUGGCUUCGACCUCGCUCGACAACGGAGAAGGAGGAGCGUGGGACGGAAGGGCGGUGAUUGAGAGCGGGAGGGAGGCGAGGAAGGUCACCAAGGCGGAACAGAAGAGGCUCGCGAGGAAGGAGGAGAAGCAGCGCAUCAGGAACGAGCUGAGGGAGAAGGCGCUCGAGGAACUCAACCUCGAGUUGCCGGACUGGCUCAGGAUCAUCAAGGAGCACACGCCGUCGCUCGACUACGAGCGCCUCUCGCCGAAGCUGCAGAAGCUCCUCGACCUCCUCAAGGCGUGCAGGCCUGGCGCCGACGACUUCUGCGGCAUCAUCUUCGUCAACCGCCGCCUUGAUGCGCUCGUCAUCGCUCAGAUCAUCAAAGAGUUCGCCAAGCUCGAGCCUGACCUCGCCUGGCUCAAAGUCGACUGCGUCACCGGUCACGGCACGGGCACCGGCAACGCUCUCGGUCCUCGCAUGGCCUGGCACGAGCAGGCGGCCGUCCUCACCGGUUUCGGUGAAGGCGAGACGAACCUCCUCGUCGCAACGAGCGUCGUUGAAGAAGGCCUCGACGUCCAGCCGUGCAACUUUGUCGCUCGCUUCGACCUGUACACGAGCCACAUCGCCUACAUCCAGAGCCGCGGACGUGCGAGGGCGCCUGGAUCACACUACCUCUUGUUCCUUGAGAAGGGCAACCUCGAGGAGAAGAAGAAGCUCCUUCAGAUCGCCCACUUCGACCGCGAUCUCUUCACCUUCUUCGAGCGCAUUCAGGACGAGAUCGAGGACGAGGACGAGGACUUCUACGGUGCUGCCGACGAACGCUGCACCUACCUCGUCGAGUCGUCGACUGGAGCCGUCCUCACUCCGCACUUCUCCCUCAGCCUUCUCCAGCGCUACUCCAAUUCGCUUCCCAAGUCCGACGAGUUCACCGUCACUCGCCCGCAGUACACAAUCAAUGACUACGGUGUGAACGAGUUUGGCGCUCGCCAGUUCUCGUGCACGAUCGUCCUGCCGAGCGCUUCCAAGGUCCGCGUCGUGACGGGCCCGCUCUGCGAGACGCAGGCUGCGGCGAAGCGCUCGGCGGCCUUUGCGACGUGCAAGGUCCUUCGCAACGUUGGCUGCCUCGACGAGCACUUCCUCCCGCCGCGCACCUUCCCGGACGAAGAAGUCGUCGACGCCGAUACCGGCGAGGUCGUCGGAUCGAAGAAGCGCCAGUGCGAGUACGAGAAGAAGGUCCCCGAUGCCUUAAUCCCUCGCAGCCCUUGCGGCGACGUCACGACGUUCUACGCGACCUUCUUGCACUACGGCAGCAGCAACGGCGAGACGACGAUCUCUGGACAGCGUUAUCGCCCCGUCCUCUUCCUCACCCGCAACCCACUUCCGCCAGUCGACCCUCUCACGAUGUACCUCGCCGGCGAGCCAGUCAAGAUCUUCGCAACGCCUGUCGGUGCCAUCCCGCUGACGACCGAACAGCGUCGUCUAAUCACCGACUGGGACGUCCAGCUCUGGCAGUCGGUGCUCAACAAGCCGCUGCGUGUUGCGCGCGGCAUGGUCGAGGGAGAGGAGGGAAGGACGCCGCUUGACCUCAUCUGGCUCAUUGCGGCGGUCAAGGACGGUAUCGAGAUCGGGACGAGCGGCAUCAAGGUGGACGACGUCAACUGGGACGGCAUGAGGAGGAUCAAGGAGGUGAAGCUCGACCACAAGAACCUGAGCGGCCUCGAGGACUCAGUCGUUAUCGACAUGGCCAAGAACGGAUGCAGGUACUUCUUCGAGCGCAUUCGUCAGGACUUGCACCCGUACGAGACCCUGCCGCCAGGCCGCCAGUCGGAUGCCGGCUUCUCUACCCUCAUGGACUACUACACGUCCUUCAAUGAGCCUUUUUUCCACUCCGUCCGCGUGGACCCGGAUCAGCCUCUACUCGAGAUCAGCCGCAUGCCCAAGACCGUCACGCACCUCAACAAGACGCCAAAGAACGACGUCACGCCGACCGCAAAGAAGCUCCUCGCCCAUGCGACGCGCUUCGCCAUCUCGCAGGCCUGCUACAAGCAUCCGCUCGCUGCGUCCAUCUUCAGAACGGCUCUCAUGCUCCCCUCCAUCAUUACCGACCUCGAGCAGAGCAUCCUCACCGCGGAGCUGAACGAGAAGGUCUUCGGCAACGCGCUGGCCUUUCCGCUCGUCAAGGCCGCGCUCACGACGCCGUCGGCCUCAAUCGGCAUCGACGGUGACCGCCUCGAGCUCCUCGGCGAUGCUCUCCUCAAGCAUAUCAUCUCGACCUUUGUCUUCGUCUCGCAGGACCGCACGACGCACGAGGGCGUGAUGCAUCGUCUCCGCCUCGCACUCGUCAACAAUGCGUAUCUCUGCGCGGCGGGCAAGAAGCUCGCCAUUCCCUCCUACCUCGUAUCGCGCCCCUUCACGAGUCGCCACUUCCUCCCGCCGAACCUCUGCCUCGUCGACAGCAAGAACACUCCUCCGCCCUCAAUUGCUGUCAUCGGCGACAAGACGAUCGCCGACGCCGUCGAGGCGCUCGUCGGUGCCGCCGUCGAGACUGGCUUCGAGGAGGGUGAACUUCACAAGGCAUACGACCUCGCUCUUGCGGCCAUCAAGACUAUCGGCAUCGAGAUCGGCUCCGUCACGGUCUGGAACGACUUCGCUCGCUUGUACGGGCCGAUCGGCGAGGAGAGGGAGGUCGAGGGCGAGAGGACCCUCAUUGAGAAGGCUAUCGGCUGGAAGUUCCGCCACGCCUUCCUCGCGACCGAGGCGUUCACGCACCCGUCGAGGCUCGACAUGGUCUCGUUCGAGCGUACCGAGUGGCUUGGCGACGCCAUCUUGGACGUCUGCGUCGUGAGGUGGACGUGGAAGAGGUGGGGCGAGGAGCUUGGUCCCGGCACGCUUACUGAACUCAAGGGCGGAUGCGUGAGCAACGACACUCUCGCCGCUCUCGCCGUUGAGCUCGACCUCGACAAUUUCCUCAUCUACAAUCAUCCGACGCUUGAGAUCAACAUCAAGCUGUACAGGGAACGCUUGCUCGAGGCGAGGGAGAAGGAGUUCAAGGAGGCGGCGGAAGAGCAGCGUUCGCUCCGCCCGUACUGGCUCACGCUUGACCCGCCAAAGGCCGUCGCCGACAUCAUCGAGUCGCUCUUCGGCGCAGUCUACAUCGACAGCGGCUUCGACCCUGCUGCGCCGCAACAGAUCUUCGACCACUGCCUCGCGCCGUUCUUCCAGAAGUGGAUCUCGCCGACCUCGCUCAAGCUCGACUGUAUCCGCAUUCUCCUCGAGAGGGCGCAGGCGGCUCAGUGCGAUGACGUCUCGCACGUCUCGUCCACCCUCGAACCUCGCUUCGACCAGAAGACCGGCGAGCUGAUCAGCCGCCUCACCCGCACGUCGGUCGUUGCGCACAACAACAUUCUCGGGACCAUCGAGUCGGGCAACCCAAAGACGGCGAAGCGUCUCGCUUCCGACCUCGCGCUGUCCUACCUCGACCAGAACCCCGGCUUCUUUUCCUACGUUUGCGACUGCUCGACUCGGCGCAACCUCGCCCGCGAACUCGCCGAGGAGGAGGCAGAGCGGUUGAGGAACGAAGGACUAAUCUCGGAUAUCGACGAGACGGACGUGAGUGAGUACGAGCAGGAUGUCGAGGGGAAAGGCGAAGGAGACGCGACGAAGGGGGAGAUGGAGGUCGACGCUUGA
Rhodotorula toruloides NP11 is the source of this 6156-nucleotide messenger RNA. RefSeq names its product endoribonuclease Dicer. Bases 1 to 6156 code for a protein of 2051 amino acids. The record is from RefSeq and is a predicted model, not a curated record. Gene Ontology annotation, molecular function: nucleic acid binding; ribonuclease III activity; ATP binding. NCBI's taxonomy places the organism in Eukaryota, Fungi, Basidiomycota, Microbotryomycetes, Sporidiobolales, Sporidiobolaceae. Gene Ontology annotation, biological process: RNA processing. The transcript is spliced from 19 exons.